GGCGUCUUAUAUUAGCGAAGUUGGCGAGUGGCUAUGCUAGCGAAGUUGGCCACUGGCGAGCUGUUUGGCAUAUCGCAGAUGAAUUGGCAUGCAAGGUAGCAACACAUCUCAGCGCCAAAUUUCGGCACCAAUGCAAUUAGAGAGAAGAGUAUCCACGCCGAGAGUAGUAGUGGACCUAGUGGUGGUGAACAGAAGAGAUGGACGCUUGGUAGGACGUGCGGCAUCAUCUCAUUAGCCAGCCCAGUGGUUGAUAACAGCAGCAGGACACGUGGCAUCAUCUCCCAUCGGCCACCGCAAGCCACUAGCCAUCCUCUCCGUACCUCUUCUUGAUGAACAAGGAACAUGGAUAUGUCAAGGAUGGCCGUGACGGCCUCGCUGGCUGCAGCGGCCCGUCUUUCACAGGAGAGAAGGGAUGCGGAGGCCAUGCCUUCAACAAGUGUGUCUUUUCCAACUGCGGCACAACCUGAAAUUAUGAGAGCUGCAGAGAAGGAUGAGCAGUAUCUGAAGCAUGUGUGUGAUGCCUGCUUUGAUGCAGUUCGUCACUUGAUGGGCAUUGGAGUCGCCAUCAAGUAUUCUGCCGAGAUCAAAAUGGCUGGUGCAGCAUUGUAUCACUCCUGCACAACUGGGAUGGGAUUGCAGACACUCGGGGAAGAGUACUGUGAUAUAAUGCAGGUAGAUGAAGGUCGUGGCCUACUGCCUUCUAUACCGAGGCGCACCGCGAUGAUUCUGCUUGAGACUGUCAUGCCGUAUGCCAUCAACCGGCUAAGUACACAGGUGUCAGCACGCGGAUUGGCCCUCGCUCUUCAGGACAAUCCAGAGCCAUCGGGAAGUCAGAUGUCGCCUCUUGGUGGCAAUGUUGGCAACGCUGCAGCGAUGAAUUUGGAGGUGGAAGAUGUUCAACAAAGCCAGAGUGGUGACACAGGUAUUCUGCCGAGUACGAACUCGUCAAGCGCUGGUAACAGUGAACACCGGGUUGAUCAAGAUGAUGAGGUGCACAUCCAAGACCAUGGUGGAGAUGGCCCGUCUCUUCUUUCCCGCAGGCAGGGAAGGGUUUCUGUCUCUGGGGUUGGCACAGACUCCAUAGGGCAUCAUCAUCCGCACCACCCCCAACAUGCCCAACUCCAUCAGCAUCAUCAGCGCCAUCAGCACCAUCGUCAUCGUCAUCAACAUCAUCGCCAGGUAGCUCCUUCUUUGAGCAGUGGACCUGUCUGGUUCAGAGUGAAGUUGGGUCUGCUGCUACUGAGGCUAAGGACCAGCAUUUGGGCGAGAGUGAGGGGCCGAUGGGAAGCCUUUCUCCGACAUUGGCCACUGCUGGUGCGUCGGCUGAAGGAAAGUUUUGGACUCGUAAUGCGACUUCACCUGAUGAUGUUCUACUUCCAUGGUUUAUACUUCCAUCUGUCGAAGAGGGUCACAAGCGUCCAGUACAUUUACACUGGAAAGUCGUCUGAACAGCGACCAAGGUUCGGUGGUUCAGUAGCGAUUCAAUCCAUGCUCACAUGAUUCGCUGCCUUUUUUACCUUUGUUGAGUGCUUCGGUGAAUGAACUGGUAGCAGUGUC
Molecule: messenger RNA, 1557 nt
Organism: Chara braunii
Lineage: Eukaryota; Viridiplantae; Streptophyta; Charophyceae; Charales; Characeae
Source: the annotation of a GenBank genome assembly